This is a messenger RNA of Amoebophrya sp. A25, 1828 nucleotides long. The record is from the annotation of a GenBank genome assembly. NCBI's taxonomy places the organism in Eukaryota, Dinophyceae, Syndiniales, Amoebophryaceae.
AUGGCCCCUACAACAACCGAUGCUUCCACCGCACAGAAAAUGACAAACGGAGGCGUCGAUAAUUCUGGUCGCACUCGCGACUAUAGCACCCUCUCCAAUGCGGACGUCAUUUGUGCCCACUUCAUGGACCUGGAUUUGGAGGUCGAUUUCGCGAAAAAAUCCAUUUUCGGUAACGUUACGUACUCAUUGUCAGCAGAAAAGUGGAGAAAAGCUCAAGGAGGUGGUUCGCAAUUACCAUUAUGCAUGGGGUUUAGUAUAGGAUAAUUGGCCAUUAGUAUGGAAUUAUUGAAAAUUUUGUUCUUAUUUAUGAUUCUCCUAGUUAGGUCGGCUCUACCAAUAUUAUGCAUGGGGUUUAGUACAACAUAGAUAUACAUAGUAAGAAAGUUGACCUGUUGUUGUUCUCCAAGCAGAGCAGGUGAUCUAUGAAGAGUUUGAUGUUAGCCUUUUGCUUUUCAAGGAGGAAUAACAACUUUAGAGAGUAGAAGAUAGAUCGAUAUGCCACGUCCAUGUAUCGGUCAACUUGCGCUCUUCUUCGCUAAUACCACAGUACGUCUUAGACACGAACGGUGGCCUAAGCGUGUCCGCAGUCGAAGCGGCUUUUGUAUCGGCAGACGUGAGGUCAUCUUCAGUGUCAACGUUCGGUCCCGUGCCUUGGAAGCUGCUGCCGUCGCCACAUGCAGUUUUCGGCAGAUCAUUGCACAUUUCCCUGUCCGAAGAACUGGAAGAGCAGGUAGUUGCGGGAGGGGAGGGGAGUGUGGCACCAAUUUUAAGGCUUGACAGUAUGAUGUUGAUGUUGAGUAAAUGUUGUAUGUUCAGUUCUCUUAGUCUCUGUUGAUUUUUACCUCAAAAUCAAAAAUCAAUCACCUUCUUACUUGCUUAGGGUAAUCAAGAACGACUCUAAUCUCUGCCGGUGACGUCGUUCUCGUCCGCAUUACCUACGCCACAUCGUCCGAAGCCAUGGCCUGUCAAUGGGUUUCUCCGGAAUCAACUAGUGGCAAAAAAUACCCUUACCUCUUCACUCAAUGCCAAGCAAUACACGCACGCAGUCUUCUGCCAUGCCAAGACUGCCCGAGCGCCAAAUGCGCUUACCGCGCCAAAAUCCGAGCACCUUCGUGGAGUCAGACCCUGAUGAGUGCGGUUUUAGUCGAAACAAAAACACUCGAAAAUGCUGAAUUAUCCAAAAAGGAAUUCACCUUCGCCCAAAAGGUGCCAGUACCAUCAUACUUGAUUGCGAUAGUGUGUGGAGACAUUGUAUCUUAAGGCUCAGUGCUGGUUGUACGAUUCAUUUCUAAUAUUAAAGUCAUAAUUCCUUCCUGUUUCCCUCUUAGGAAUAGGAUUGGAAGAAUAAAUGCACAUGCAGGGAAGGAGUGAAUUGCUUUGUAAACUCUAAGUCUCGAGUAAAAUCUCUGACAGAGUAGACGUGUGGUCCGAACCGAAGGAUAUUGAGAAGGUAGCCUACGAGUUCGCUGAGACGGAAGAGUUUCUGCAAAUAGCGGAGGACAUUACAGGUAUUGUGUUUGAUGUUGACCUUGUUGCUUGUGAUAUCUUUGCGGAGGACAUUACAGCUAUUGAUGUGUUUGUUGAGACCUUGUUGCUUGUGAUAUCUUUGCGGUGCACGUAAAAAUUCCUGUUUAGGAAGAACUAUUUCAAGUCCAUGCAGCUCAUCAAUCCAACAAAAAACCAUUACCACAACUGCCCCUCCGCUCACCACCCUAACAAUUGCUUAACACCACCCCGUCCUCAGGUCUCCCUUAUCAAUGGGGUCGCUACGAUGUUCUUUCUCUGCCACCUAGUUUUCCCUAUGGUGGCAUGGAGAACCCGUGUUUGA